CUGAGUCUCAGAGUCUUUGAGUUUACGAGCUGGCGAGCUUCGUGCGGCGCUCAGGGAAAUUCGGCGGUUCAUUCGUCUGUCAGCCAGCCGCAGUCGCAGUCGCUGUUCGCAGAGUCCGCCGUUCGCAGUCCGCUCGCCAAUUUGGCCCGUUUGUGAAAAUAUUCGUAAGGCAGCCGCAGUCGCAUGCUGAGAGGAAAUAGGCGCGCUACAGAUUCCGAUUGCGAUUCUGGUUCUGGUAGUAGUACUGGUACUGGUUCUGUUUCCCUUUUCUGCUUCGGAUUCCCCAAGAACAGAAUUGGGGGGGAAAAGUAGAAGAAGGAGCAGCAGCAGCAGCAGAAGCAGCUGGAAUAAAUGAUUACAGCUGGAGAUUACAAGCGCAUUGAUUGCUGAUGGCAACGGUGCGGAUGAAUUUCGUUCCAGGAGGCCAUAACAUCGAAUAACAAUAUCUGAAUAUAUGAAUAUCUGAAUUAACAGCAGCAGAACUAAAAAACCGACCACUUGGCCGAAACAAACUAAAAAUAAUUCGAAGCCCGAGAAAUGUUAAAAAUAAAUCCAAAAGAAAUCAACGAAUAUUUUUCGGCGGCAAAACAAGGCAGCGGCAACCGCAGCAGCCGCGGUGGCAAAGAAUAUGAACAGAAUUAAGAGGCAGCCGCUUGGAGGCUAGGCUACCAAAAAAUAAAUAUUAAAAAAAAACGAAAGAAAAAAAACCCAAUCAGCGAGCAGAAGCAGCAAAAGCGAAUUUACCAACAAAAAAUAUAUCAAAAAGUAAAAUAGAAAAUAGAAAAUAGAAGCCGCACAACAGUAAAUAGCCGAAAAAAUUGUCGUCCAGCCGAGGUAGCCUCUCCAUCAGCGGCGGAGCAGGCGGAAAAGCUGCGGAAAAUCAACGGAAAAGCGAGGCCAUCAAGAGCUCGCGUGGGCGGCGUUGGCUGGCAAGGACAGCGGUUGGUCGUUGGUCGUUGGACGUCGGCCGUUGACGUUGGCAGCGCCAGUGGCAGCGGCUGAAACUGAGGCGGAUUCUGAAGCGGAGGAGCGGCGACGUUGUCGUGGCCACACGGUUUACGCUCCACGGUCCACGGGCCACUUUCGCGAAUCAAUUUCCGUUGCGGUGGCCGUUUCAGUUUUGGUUUCAACGUCGCCGGCGCCACGCGUGUCGUGAAUUCCCAAUGGCGCUUCCUCCAGUGGGUGUUUCAACCUAAAAGUGCGAUAACAAAAUACGGAUCUACCCCACACCCACACAGUGUUACGAUAAAAUAAAGAGAGAGCUACAAGCCAAAGAUAAGUUAUACAUAAUAGUAAAAUUAAAACCAGACAACGAGACUCAUGUUGUUGUGCGACGGACUUGGCCCGGAGCCACCGCGGCAAAGGCAUCGCAAUCGAACCAGUGCCGCCAGGAUAAGAAAAAGACCCAAAUGCUGCUGCGCCAACGGCGGCAGCAGCCAUCAGGCGGAGCAGCCGUCCGGCGGUGUAGUUAGCCAGCCAAUUAGUUAUGGCCAAAGUCUGACAACAUUGGCGCGGGUCACGGCGGCCGCACUGACCACGGCGGCCAUGCUGCACACAACGAAUGCCCUGGCUGCCACCGGCUCAUCCAGCUCAUCCAACUCUUCCGCCGCCGGAAUAGCACUGCCGCUGGGCACUGCCACACCUGCCACACACGAACUGAAUGCCACACAGCCGUUUGGCGGCACGGGUCUGAACUUCAACGAAAGCGGCGCUGGAUUAAGUGACCAUCAUCAUCAUCAACACAAUCCCGACGAGGAUUGGCUGGACAACAUCGUUUGGGUGUUCAAGGCCUUUGUCAUGCUGCUCAUCAUCAUUGCGGCCAUCUGCGGCAAUCUGCUUGUUAUUAUUUCUGUGAUGCGUGUUAGAAAAUUAAGAGUUAUAACGAAUUACUUUGUAGUUUCCUUAGCCAUGGCUGAUAUAAUGGUCGCUAUUAUGGCCAUGACAUUUAACUUUAGUGUGCAAGUAACUGGGCGGUGGAACUUCAGCCCCUUCCUGUGCGAUUUGUGGAACAGCCUCGACGUCUACUUCUCAACAGCGAGUAUUUUGCAUUUAUGCUGCAUAUCUGUGGAUAGAUACUAUGCGAUUGUUAAGCCCCUCAAGUAUCCGAUUAGCAUGACGAAACGCGUGGUCGGCAUUAUGCUGCUAAACACAUGGAUAUCGCCGGCACUGCUCUCGUUCUUGCCCAUCUUCAUCGGCUGGUACACCACCCCGCAGCACCAGCAGUUCGUCAUCCAGAAUCCAGAGCAGUGCUCCUUUGUGGUGAACAAGUACUACGCCGUCAUCUCGAGCUCCAUAUCGUUCUGGAUUCCCUGCACCAUCAUGAUCUUCACCUACCUGGCCAUCUUCCGGGAAGCCAAUCGGCAGGAGAAGCAGCUGAUGAUGCGCCACGGCAACGCCAUGCUGAUGCACCGACCCUCCAUGCAGCCCUCAGGCGAGGCGCUGAGCGGAUCCGGGUCGUCGAAAACAUUGACGCUGCACGAGGUCGAGCAGGAGCACACCCCCACUAAGGACAAGCACUUAAUCAAAAUGAAGCGGGAGCACAAGGCCGCACGCACGCUGGGCAUCAUCAUGGGCACCUUCAUCCUCUGCUGGCUGCCAUUCUUCCUGUGGUACACCCUCUCCAUGACCUGCGAGGUGUGCCAAGUGCCGGACAUAGUCGUCUCGAUCCUCUUCUGGAUCGGGUACUUCAACUCGACGCUCAACCCGCUGAUCUACGCCUACUUCAACCGGGACUUCCGGGAGGCGUUCCGCAACACGCUGCUCUGCCUGUUCUGCAACUGGUGGAAGGAUCGCCACCUGCCGCUGGACAUCGACAUCCGGCGCUCCAGCCUGCGCUACGACCAGCGGGCGAAGAGCGUCUACUCGGAGAGCUACCUCAACUCGACGACGCCCUCGCACCGCCGCCAGUCGCAGAUGGUGGACAACUUAUAAUACAGGGAUGAGGCGCUGCUGACCCCCAUCGCCCAGCAGCAGCAGCGGCUGGCGGCGGGCGGAUCCCGCCUGGGCGGACAAUUGGCAGCUGCCGCCAAGGAUAGCAGGGAAUCGAAGGAGGCCAGGGAUGCCAAGGAUGCGAGCAAGGGCAGGUCCAAUGUCGAUUGCAUGGCGGGCGACGAUGUGCAGGAGAUCCAGAUUGAAAUACCCAUGGAGUACAUCAACAAAUGGAACAAGAACAACAAUGCUGCCGCCUCGACGGCCUCGAGUCAUGUGUAAAUGGUGCUCGGGGAGGAUGCGAAUCAAUCGAUGGCAGCCGGAUGGGUGGAAUCAAUUUAAUGCAAUUAAAAUGUUCCAUUAAUUUGUAAAAUUAAUAUGCCGGCAAAUGCGUCGGCUGAUUUACUCGUAAUGUUGACAUUAAUCAAUCAGUGGAGCGUGCCAAUUCAUUUGCCCGUCACCUAUUUUUUUUGCCUUUUUCAUUUUGGUUUUCGUUUUCCAAACAUUUAAUCUCAAUUCGAGUUUGCCGGGUUCCUUGAGGCACAGAUCGGGACUUUGUACAGGAUAACUUAUUUAUUUAUGAUUUUGAGUCUUUUAUAUCUUGUUGUAAAUACUGAGUAUUUUUGUACGACUAAAUUAAGCACAGGUUGUAAACUCAUUUCUAUAUAUGGAUGUGUAUAUGUAUUUGUAUGUACGUACGCCAAUCGAAAAUCUGUAAGCCGUAAAGCAUUUUGCUCACGAAAAGAAAUAACCACAAAUAAAUUAUUUAAAAUGGCAAUCACUGCAACUCACUGAGCUAUGCGUGUACAUAGGGAUUCGCAAAAACGAAGAGCUGAAGCUAAAACUAAAACUAAAACUGUGCCAAUUAAGAGACCGCAAAUUAUAGACAACUACAACUACGUGAGAAGUCCUGCAAUAAAGGAGAGAUUUUCCCAGCGCGAAAAUCAACCACACCCCAACGCAAUUAGAAUCAGCGAAAAUUGAGAAAAUUUAUAGAGAUACAACAUACAAAAUUCACGGAUGCUAAAGCAAAGCUAAAACCCAAUUGUUAUUUCAACGACAAUCGCAUGAAUUGAAAAUGCUCAAAAUACCUAAAGUAAACCCUAAAACGUAUAAUCAACUAAACAUAGCGAGAAUAUAUAGUCAAACCAUAUAUGUAGGACCCAAGGCGAAUUCGGUCGAAACCAAAGCCAAAGUCCGCCUAAAUUAACCAACAUAUAGUGCAUCGAUAUCAGACUAACCAAAUUACUUGUGAGUGAGUGAGUGUGUGCGUGAAACCGAUUUCCACAACCGUUUCCAUUACAAAGUGCUAGUGUCGAGUGCAAAGGUCACGAGUGAAAGUGCUCCGGGUAAUGGGUGAUUGCGUUGCAGUUCCUGGAAUUAAGUUGACUGUGUAGCCUGUGAGGGCAAGGCUUGAGUACUGCUCCUGAAGUCAGCAACUUGAUUCCAGCAAUUGCGGCCCAAUAUUCCGCAACAAUGAAACAUCCGGAGAAGCCAUGGAAAGAAUCGGAACUUCCUCGAAUUUCGGCUAGCAAAAUGGCUAGCAAUGGCAAUGCAAAUAAGCCGAAUGAAAAAGCCAAACACGCAAACAAAGCAUUUUGUGUUCUUUGUAUAAAUAACUAACCAUAAAAUGUUAGCAACAGUUUGCAAAACUUACCGGUUUAUGAUUGUCUCUUAAUCCGCAAACCAAGCAGAAAGUCAAGAACAUUUGUCAAACAGAAAUAGUUGUUGUUUAAACGAAAUAAAUGAAGCUGUUUUUUUAUGAUUUUCCAAGCUAGUCUGAAACUAAAUAGGAAAUAAUGAUGUUGCCAUGAAUGGAAAACAAGGAAAAAGAGCCAAAGCUCAGUAUGUAUCAUAUAAAGUGUGUAUAAAUAGAUGUCUAGAUAAAUGUUAUAUUUAUAGUGUGUAACAUAUUCAUUAGAUGACUUUCCUUGAAAAGAAGAAAGCAGAGAACACAGCAGAGAAGACCGCAAACAAACCAAAUCUCCAAAGGACUUGUUAUAUUUUUAUAAGCCACAGCCCCGCAAACUAAUACUCUGUGUGUAAUUUGUAUUUGUAUUUGUAUAUUGACAUGUCUGUGUAUAUGUGUGUGCGAGUUAUUUAUUAUCAUUAUUAUUAUUAUUAUUAUUAGUACUGACAACUGAACUUUUCGUUGCAUUGUUUUGCAUUUUGCUGUGCAAUUUUCCAUGCAAAACAAAAUAGGAUGCUAACAUUAAGCCAGGCUGACAAGCAAAUGUAGCCUCGAGUGGGCGAGACAGACACGUAAAUGGCAAACUAAGCUACUAACUAAGUGAAUAUGAAAUUUAGAUGUAUUAUAAAAGCAAAAUAACAAACUUCAAGUUGGAAAACAAGCAGAAAAAGCAAAAAUAAAU
Drosophila teissieri is the source of this 5300-nucleotide messenger RNA. It is a transcript of the gene Octbeta2R, whose product is annotated as octopamine receptor beta-2R. Gene Ontology annotation, molecular function: DNA-binding transcription factor activity; octopamine receptor activity. The transcript is spliced from 7 exons. Gene Ontology annotation, biological process: adenylate cyclase-activating adrenergic receptor signaling pathway; regulation of DNA-templated transcription. Bases 1321 to 2931 code for a protein of 536 amino acids. NCBI's taxonomy places the organism in Eukaryota, Metazoa, Arthropoda, Insecta, Diptera, Drosophilidae. Gene Ontology annotation, cellular component: membrane. The record is from RefSeq and is a predicted model, not a curated record.